AACGUCUCUCAAGCAGACGUGGUAUUUCACAAUACUCACCUUCUAUAUAAAGACACACCAACACACGCUUUUUCAGUCUGUCCACGGGUACGGCAUCACUGAGAUUCAAGCACAUACAUACGUAAAUAUGACCAUCAUACGGUCCAAGCAUACGACUACAGCCAUGGAGCUACAACCAUGUAACUAGAAACAGCUGGUACAGAAACCUCGAGGAACACGCUUCAUUGGUGUCUCCUGACGAUGGCUCUCCACCCUGACAUCCAGAAGAAGGUGCACCAGGAGGUGGACUCCGUUAUUGGUCCUGAUCUGAACGUGCACGUUUCGGACAGGGAGAACUUGCCAUACACCGAUGCAGUGAUACAUGAGGUCAUGAGGUUGAGGUCAGUCGUUCCCAUUGGCGUUGCUCACUCCACGCUGUGCGAUACCACAGUUGGUGGCUACGAUGUUCCUAAGGGAACAAUGGUGAUAAUCAACCACGACGCUUUGCACUUUGACCCUGACCAAUGGGAGGACGUCAACAUGUUCAAACCUGAACGAUUCCUUGACUCAGAUGGCAAGAUGGGUCCCAAGCCAGAAAGCUGGCUUCCAUUCUCUGCCGGAAGGAGAGUCUGUCUUGGUGAGACUGUCGCCAAACCCGAGAUUCAUCUCUUUCUUGCUGGAAUCAUGAGGGUAUUUACCAUGUCACUCGCUCCUGGGACGCAGAACGACUUUGAGCCUCAGAGUAAGGUGUUUGUCAAUUGUCCACAGAGGUACGAGCUUGUUAUGGAAUGGAGAGUUUAAGUUAGUUGAGGUAAGUUUAAGUUGAAAUGUGCUUGACGGCAAAAUACUGUGGAAUCUAAUGCCCAGCUGACUGAUGUCCGAGAUGUUUACAAUUUCACUGAGCAAAUGAGGGUAUGGUGAUGACGAACUCAUGAAUCAUUAUGAAGGCAAUUCAGUUCAAUACAAUUGUCAAAAGUAACAAAUUGAAACACUAAUG
This is a messenger RNA of Haliotis rubra (blacklip abalone), 976 nucleotides long. Its product is annotated as cytochrome P450 2J1-like. Gene Ontology annotation, cellular component: cytoplasm; intracellular membrane-bounded organelle. Gene Ontology annotation, molecular function: heme binding; iron ion binding; oxidoreductase activity, acting on paired donors, with incorporation or reduction of molecular oxygen, reduced flavin or flavoprotein as one donor, and incorporation of one atom of oxygen. Gene Ontology annotation, biological process: xenobiotic metabolic process. The transcript has 5 exons. The record is from RefSeq and is a predicted model, not a curated record. NCBI's taxonomy places the organism in Eukaryota, Metazoa, Mollusca, Gastropoda, Lepetellida, Haliotidae. The coding region runs from base 241 to 780 and encodes 179 amino acids.